UUUAACCUGGCCUCAGCGGCAGCUCCGUCAGCUCCGUCAGCUCCUCCACCAGUACAGACAAGCUGCACACACACACACACACACACACACACACACACAGGGACAGACGGAGAGCCGGCUGCCAGGCAGACAAACAGGCGCACAAUCACAAGAAGGGGAAAAAGGAAACAACCAUGGGCUGCUGUAACAGGGGGUGUGGAUUCCUCGCCGGAGCUGCGUUUGGAGCCGUGUUGGCCAUCCUGGGAGGCGUCCUCAUCCCGCUGGGGGACAGCAUCAUUGAGGGAACGGUGAAGAAGGAAGCCGUCAUCGAGAAUGGGACGACAGCUUAUGAGAACUGGGAGACGACAGGGUCGGCCGUGUACAGGCAGUUCUGGUUCUUGGAGGUGAAGAACCCUCAGGAGGUCUUGGACGGUGGAACUCCGGUGGUUCAGGAAAAGGGGCCGUACACGUACAGGACGAGAUAUCUCCCCAAACAGGACAUCAGGUUCAACCCCAACCAAACUGUCUCCUACGUCCAGCCUUUGGGCGCCAUCUUCGAGCCGUCCAUGUCCGUGGGUUCAGAGGAAGACAAAGUGACCUCCCUCAAUCUGGGGGUCGUUGGAGCGUUCAAACUGCUGCCGCCUAAAAUCCUGAAUGUCUUGAUAAAAAGGACCAACUCGUCGUUGUUCCAGCGCCGCACGGUCCGGGAGAUGCUGUGGGGCUACAAGGACCCCAUCUUUAAAUUCCUUGUGGGCGUGUUUGUACCUUACAACGGAAGCGUCGAUGGCAACUACACAAUUUAUAACGGAAAAGACGACAUCUCCAAAGUGGGAAUCAUUGAUCGGUGGCGUGGUGAGACGAGUUUGCCUUUCUGGAACGACACGUACUGCGACAUGAUCAACGGCACAGACGCUUCCUCUUUCCCUCCCUUUGUGAACAACGAGAAGCCGCUCUUUUUCUACUCGUCAGACAUCUGCAGGUCUGUGUCGGCCACCUUUGAGAGGACAGUCAACGUGAAAGGGAUCGACAUGUUCCAUUUCACCCUCAAUCCGUCCACCCUGGCCUCUCCGACAGUAAACCCAGACAACAGGUGUUUCUGCCCGGACCCAAAAGUGAGCAAGAACUGCACCUUGGCCGGAGUACUGGACAUCAGCGCCUGUCAGGACGGGAAACCGAUAUACAUCUCCCUGCCCCACUUCCUUCACGGCAGUCCGUCCCUGAGAGAAGACGUGCUCGGUCUAAACCCCAGUGAGGAACACCAUAACACCUUCCUCGACGUUGAACCGAUAACCGGGUUUACCAUGAAGUUUGCAAAGAGGAUUCAAGUGAACAUGAUGUACGGCCCAUCCAAGGACAUCACGAUUUUUAACAAAGUCAAGGAUUAUACUGUGUUCCCCAUCGUUUGGCUGAAUGAGACGGCUGAGUUGGACGACGAGACGGCCGACAUGUUCAAAUCGGAGAUCACCGGACGUAUCCAGAUACUGAAGACCUUACAGAUGGUGCUGCUGGGCGUCGGUUUGGCCACAUUCGUCAUUUGCCUGAUCUGCUACUGCGUCGUGAGGAGCAGAAACAACAAGAGCGCCACCGUGUGACGCCCUGGAGCACGAGCUGCCGCGGGGACGUCAAACCUCUCGAUGUAGACUUGCACUUUUGUUGUGUAAUUUUUCGUGUUAUUUAUAAUGUUGUUUCCUUUCAUAGCAACACUGUGAUUCGUGUACAGCUCCAGAGCUGAAUCACUUUGCCGAGCUUUCGUUAACUCAAUCAGGAAUUUCUCAAGGGAGAGCAGGUGGACACUCAUUCUACUGCAUAUGGAACAAAUGUGUUUGACAUCCCAUUAAAAAAGAAACACACACACAGAAAAUGUUCCCGUUCUUCGCCGAACACGUGAAUAAAAGCUCAGAUCAGCGAGUUUUUAUGAAAACUUCAGCUCAGACUCAAACAAACAUUUGCUUUGUGUGCGGUCAAGCACGACUAUUCAGUUUCCUCUUCAGCUCGAGGGCUCAAUAAAUCAAACAAGCAAUAAAAA
Solea senegalensis (Senegalese sole) is the source of this 2005-nucleotide messenger RNA. RefSeq names its product CD36 molecule (thrombospondin receptor) (gene cd36). The transcript has 12 exons. The record is from RefSeq and is a predicted model, not a curated record. The coding region runs from base 174 to 1571 and encodes 465 amino acids. Gene Ontology annotation, cellular component: caveola; cytoplasm; cell surface. Gene Ontology annotation, molecular function: low-density lipoprotein particle receptor activity; low-density lipoprotein particle binding; scavenger receptor activity. NCBI's taxonomy places the organism in Eukaryota, Metazoa, Chordata, Actinopteri, Pleuronectiformes, Soleidae. Gene Ontology annotation, biological process: lipid storage; lipoprotein transport; receptor-mediated endocytosis.